AUGUCAUCGUCAGUGAAUUCUACUACGUCUGCACCUAAUAUAACAGUCUACUUACCGGUACCAGAUGUGAGCCCUGAAGUUAUCAUAAUACCCGUUAUAUUUGGGCUGGUGUGUAUUUUGGGAUUAGUCGGGAACUCUUUGGUCAUCAUUGUAGUGCUCAAAGAGAGAAAGAUGAAAACCACCACAAACCUAUUCAUUCUUAACUUGAGUCUUGCAGACUUUUUCUUUUUAUUGAUCUGCGUGCCGGUUACAGCUGUGAGCUACGCCAGUCCCAGUUGGCCAUUCCGACAAUUUAUAUGCAAAAUAGUCAACUAUCUGCUUUUCGUCAACAUGUACGCUAGCGUCUACACUUUACUCAUGAUGUCGUUCGAUCGUUACCUGGCAGUGGUAUACCCGAUACGGUCUAUGAAGUUCCGCAAUGUUCGCAAUGCUUCUACCGUAGUGAUCACUAUGUGGUGUGUAAUUCUCUUAGCACUUUCUCCCGUCGCUGUGAAAUUUCAAACAUACUCCUUCGUAGACGAAUACGGGCGUUCUAUAACGUACUGUGGUGCAUCUUUUACACCGUUCGAAUUUAAUCUAUUCUGGCUCCAACUGUUCUUCACCUCGUAUCUGGUGCCUCUUAUCAUAAUAAGCAUCACUUACUUUUUUAUGUUGAAACGCCUGUGGACGGGGGUAGCGCCCCAGGGUUCACAUACGAAAGAGAGUGUCAAGCAGAAGAAAAGGGUAACGAAAAUGGUCGUGUUUGUAGUGAUUAUCUUCUGUGUAACGUGGAUGCCGAUACAGAUAAUGUCAGUGCUUUUAACUCUCGAGUUAAUACCUUACAGCGAGACCACGACAAUAUGUCUCUGGAUUGGCAAUAUUCUUUCUUACAUCAAUUCAUGUGUUAACCCCAUUAUAUACGCAUUUCUAUCGGACAAUUUUAGAAAAUCAUUCAAGAAAGUAUGCAUAUGCUACAGAGAAAGUGCCCAAAUUGAUUUCGAUCGGACGGACGGCCGCGUAUCGGAAAACUCUCCUGGAACACAGACGGUUAGUGCCUGA
Molecule: messenger RNA, 1038 nt
Organism: Saccoglossus kowalevskii
Lineage: Eukaryota; Metazoa; Hemichordata; Enteropneusta; Harrimaniidae
Product: allatostatin-A receptor-like
Biological process (GO): G protein-coupled receptor signaling pathway
Cellular component (GO): plasma membrane
Molecular function (GO): neuropeptide Y receptor activity
Source: RefSeq, a predicted model, not a curated record